Lycium barbarum (goji berry) is the source of this 1532-nucleotide messenger RNA. RefSeq names its product cytochrome b561 and DOMON domain-containing protein At3g25290-like. NCBI's taxonomy places the organism in Eukaryota, Viridiplantae, Streptophyta, Magnoliopsida, Solanales, Solanaceae. The transcript is spliced from 4 exons. The record is from RefSeq and is a predicted model, not a curated record. Bases 170 to 1318 code for a protein of 382 amino acids.
AAAACAUUAAACAUUUAUAACCUUCCAAAUUUACAUUUUCCCAUACUCUCUCUAGCUGUCCUGUCUCUCACACUUUAUCUCUCAAAUAAAUACACAUAUAUAUCUCCCCCACAUUCGCCGGAAUCUGGUCAUUAAAGAUUCCCCGGAAAACUCUAAAUCUCCGGCACCAAUGUCUUUACCGGCCAUAACUUUCCUUGUCAUUAUUUCUCUAAUAAUAAUCCCCUCAUCACUUUCCCAACAAACAUGUUCAUCACAAAAAUUCACAAACAACAAAAUUUACACACGUUGUAGCGAUCUUCCAACGCUAAAAUCAUUCCUACAUUGGACAUAUGAUGUUUCAAAUUCUACCCUUUCUGUUGCAUUUAUUGCACCACCAAAUAAACCUGAUGGAUGGAUUUCUUGGGCUAUAAAUCCAAAUGGUGUUGGUAUGGUUGGGUCACAAUCUCUUGUCGCAUUUAAAAACCCCAGUGGAAAAAUGGUUGUUAAGACGUAUGAUAUUACGAGUUAUAGUGAUAUUAAAGAAUCAAAUAAGUUGUGGUUUGAUGUUAAAGAGGUUGAAGCUGAGUUUUCAGGUGGGUUUAUGAGGUUGUUUGCGACAGUUGUGUUGCCGGAAAAGGGGAAAACGAGGUUGAAUCAUGUGUGGCAGGUGGGGCCUGCGAUUAGUAAUGGUUUUCCUGCAAAGCAUGAUUUUCAGCCAGGUAAUUUGAAUUCUAAAGGGACACUUGAUUUGGUGAGUGGUGAAAGCAAAAGUGGUGGUGGUUCUGGUGAUUCUAAGGUCAAGAAGAAAAAUAUACAUGGAAUCCUUAAUGCUAUUAGUUGGGGAUUUCUGUUUCCAGUCGGGAUCAUCAUAGCGAGGUACAUGAGGACUUUCAAAUCUGCUGAUCCAGCAUGGUUUUAUCUUCAUGUUUCCUGCCAAUGUUCUGCUUAUGUUAUUGGAGUUGCUGGUUGGGCAACUGGUCUUAAGCUUGGAAAUGAAUCAAAGGGUAUCACAUAUGAUGUCCAUCGUAAUAUUGGGAUUGCACUCUUCUGUCUUGCAACAUUGCAGGUUUUUGCCCUGUUAUUGAGGCCGAAGAAGGACCAUAAGUACAGAUUUUACUGGAAUAUCUACCAUCACGGAGUUGGCUAUAUAAUACUUAUCCUCAGUUUGAUUAAUAUAUUCAAAGGUCUCAACAUACUAAAUCCAGCAACAAAGUGGAGAUCUGCGUACGUUGGUAUACUAGUGGUGUUAGGAGCAAGCGCGCUGUUGUUGGAAGUGAUUACCUGGAUUGUUGUGUUAAAGAGGAAAUCUAACAAAUCCACCAAACCAUAUGAUGGUUGAUUUUUACACUUGACAGGGGGGACUAUAAAAUCUGACUUUCAUAAUCGGUUGCUACUGUUAUUACUACCUAAAUCAGUUUAUAUAUAUUUAAAUUUGCAUGAAGCUAUUUUUUUUUAUCCCCUAGUUCUUCUGUUCGCCUCAUUGUACAAUUGGCUUCGAGACUCAGGUUGUGUAUAAAUAUUAAAUACGUGACUUGACCACUUCAGUUGAACAA